GUAGCGGUCUCGACUUGUAAACAGCCUGUGACGCAAUAGGCGCAUGCGCAUUUCCCCAAAGUAGCAUUACGACGGGGAGCACGGAUUGUCGCAACACCAGCUGUCAGACAUCUGCCGCAGAGAGAACUUCUCGUGCGUUGCUGCUGCUGCCGCUGCUGCUGCUGCUGCUGCUGCUGCUGCUGCUGCUGCUCUGGACUAUUGCAGUAAUAUGCAGCAUGACCCUGCCAGGAGGUCGUCCGUGUCCCUGCUCUGUGGACGAAGAGCCUCCCCGAAAGCCUUUGACGACUCUCAGAACUUUGCUGAAACAUUGCCGAUGGAGAUGAGCGUGAGGAUCUUCGGAGAGCUGGAUGCAGAGAGCCUCUGCAGCGCCUCACGGACCUGCAGACUGUGGCGGGACAUCAUCGAGCAGAGCGAGCAGCUGUGGAGGCGGCAGUGUCUGCUGGUGCGGGCGGUCUGUCAGAGGGAGGUGGACAAAGACCGGGGGGACGGCUUCUCCUGGAAGGUAACUCUGGUGAGAAACUACACCCGGAGCUGUGCGAAGAGAGACUGGCUGAGAGGCCGAUACAGCAGCGUGAGCUCAGCCGACGAGCUGCUGGGGAGGAAAAUGGUACCGUUUGAUGCAGAGACGUGGGGAGAGAUCCUUCAGGCCGAGCUCAACAGGUGAAACCGGAGCACCUGAAGCACUUCUAGGCUCAGAUUAGAACUCUAAUAUAUCUUAUUUUAUUUUUUUAUUUCAACAAAUGUACAUAUUGUUUUAAAAGCUUUUAUAUGGACUGUGAAAACCGCUGUAAUUAAAACCCCGUUUGUAGAAA
Nothobranchius furzeri (turquoise killifish) is the source of this 812-nucleotide messenger RNA. RefSeq names its product F-box protein 48 (gene fbxo48). NCBI's taxonomy places the organism in Eukaryota, Metazoa, Chordata, Actinopteri, Cyprinodontiformes, Nothobranchiidae. Gene Ontology annotation, cellular component: SCF ubiquitin ligase complex. The record is from RefSeq and is a predicted model, not a curated record. Gene Ontology annotation, molecular function: protein binding. Gene Ontology annotation, biological process: SCF-dependent proteasomal ubiquitin-dependent protein catabolic process.